Molecule: messenger RNA, 1370 nt
Organism: Phragmites australis (common reed)
Lineage: Eukaryota; Viridiplantae; Streptophyta; Magnoliopsida; Poales; Poaceae
Product: serine/arginine-rich splicing factor RS2Z33-like
Exons: 7
Coding region: 160-1107 (315 amino acids)
Biological process (GO): mRNA splicing, via spliceosome
Cellular component (GO): nuclear speck
Molecular function (GO): mRNA binding; zinc ion binding
Source: RefSeq, a predicted model, not a curated record
UAUCUGGUUCGCCGCUGACCAGGAAGGUUCGAGUCAGACCAGUACCACCGCCAUAUCCGUUCCGUUCCGUUCCUCCUACCACGCUCUCCACCUCCCUCCGCGCCGCCGCCGUGCACGCCUCCAUCCAGAUCCAGGCGCGUCUCCUCCUUCUCAGGAGAUAUGCCUCGCUACGAUGAUCGUUAUGGAAACACACGCUUGUAUGUUGGUAGACUGUCCUCCCGCACUCGUUCCCGUGACCUAGAAUACCUUUUCAGCAAAUACGGAAGAAUACGAGAAGUGGAGUUGAAGCGCGACUAUGCGUUUAUUGAAUUCAGUGAUCCUCGUGAUGCUGAUGACGCGCAAUACAACCUAGAUGGCAGGGAGGUUGACGGGAGCCGCAUUAUUGUUGAGUUUGCUAAAGGGGUUCCACGUGGUUCAGGUGGCUCACGUGAAUAUAUGGGAAGGGGGCCUCCGCCAGGAACAGGCCGUUGUUUUAACUGUGGAAUUGAUGGUCACUGGGCAAGAGACUGCAAGGCUGGUGACUGGAAGAACAAAUGUUACCGCUGUGGAGAAAGGGGUCAUAUCGAAAGAAACUGCCAGAACAGUCCAAGGAGUCUCAGGCGUGAGAGAAGUUAUUCAAGGUCCCCAACUCCACGCCGUGGACGGGGCCGUAGUCGGAGCUACAGCCGAAGCCGGAGCUACAGCCGAUCUAGAUCCAGAUCCCUGUCUGGGUCUCCCAGGGGUGGACGCCGUGCCCAUGAUGAGAAGAGAUCAAGGAGUCUUAGCUACAGCAGGAGCCCCAGGCGAUCCGUCUCGCCACCUGCAAAGGAAAAGGAGCGCAGCCCCACACCUGAUGGUAGUAGGAGCCCAAUGAGUCCCAGCCCCCAGGAUCGGGUGAGCCCACCACCAAAGGACAAUGGUGAGCGCAAUGGCUCAGACCGUGGUGACAGCCCUGUGGGGAGGGAGAACAGUCGGAGCCGGAGCCCAUCUGAUGGCUACCGUAGCCCUGCGGCCAAUGGGAGCAGCCCGAGUCCUAAGGGUGAUCAUAGCCCAAGUCCCAAGGACAAUGGCAACAACAAUGAUGAUGAUGACCGCCGUGCUUCACCAAGAGGAAGCGAAUCCCCCUGAAAACCUCCCAUGGCAGUUAGUGACGCUUCAUGAUGCAAUGUGCUGAUUUGGCUGUGAUGGUUGUAUCAUCAGUUUAGACAUAUCAAACUGUUUUAUGCACCCUUCUUUCUGUAACGGUGACUAUUUUCCUGUGCUUUCGAUUUAAACCUGUCAGGAUUUAUUGCCCUUGGGCUAUGCUUGAUGUGUUUAGGAUAUAACUGAACUAAGUAGCCUGCAAUCUGAAUAAGUGAGUAGUCGCAUGGUUUGUGGCUUGUCGACGCUCA